AUGAGCCUUUUAGAGGAGCGCUACGCUCCGCCGUCGCAGCGCGGCGUGCUCUACUUUAAUACCAUCCCGCGCGACAUGCGACCGCAGGAGAUUCGACUGCACUUCAAUCGUUACGGGGAAAUUCGUCGCAUGAAGUUCAUUCCCUUCCCGAAGAAGGCGCGCCGCCCGGGCGGACCGCUUCUCCCGUUGCAGUACAAGGAGGGCUGGAUGGAGUUCACCUCUGCUAGCGAUGCGCAACAUGCGGCUCAGUGCAUGAAUGGUCAGCCGAUCGACGUGAAGCGGCAGCGUCGGUGCUACGGUCAGCUGUGGACAGUGCGCUUCAUGGACGGGUUCACGUGGGACUCGCUGUUGGAGGAGGCGGAGGGGAAGCGGCGUGCUCGGCGUGCGGCCGAGGUGGAGGCGCGCAGAGCAGAGCGGUCGAUGAACGAGGCAUAUCGGCGGAUGGUGAUACAGGCGGAGCAGCAGCGGAAGGCGAAGCGGCGCCCUCGCGAGAAAGUGGAGGCGGCCAGCGACAGCGGCACCGGUGCACAAGGCGAUGCGUCAAACCCAUCCGUCGCUACAGACAGUGGAGCUUCAUGUGUUCGCGGCGGUACAUGUCGUAGUGUUGCAGCUAAGUCUUACACGAAGCCGAAGGCGCAUUCGGCGAAAAAGUCCGAGCUCGACCCCACGAAGAAGCUUAAGAGGCGUCGGGACGUGUAG
Molecule: messenger RNA, 699 nt
Organism: Leishmania mexicana MHOM/GT/2001/U1103
Lineage: Eukaryota; Euglenozoa; Kinetoplastea; Trypanosomatida; Trypanosomatidae
Exons: 1
Coding region: 1-699 (232 amino acids)
Biological process (GO): small-subunit processome assembly; endonucleolytic cleavage in ITS1 to separate SSU-rRNA from 5.8S rRNA and LSU-rRNA from tricistronic rRNA transcript (SSU-rRNA, 5.8S rRNA, LSU-rRNA); endonucleolytic cleavage to generate mature 5'-end of SSU-rRNA from (SSU-rRNA, 5.8S rRNA, LSU-rRNA)
Cellular component (GO): nucleolus
Molecular function (GO): RNA binding
Source: RefSeq, a predicted model, not a curated record